CUCGGGCAGGGAAACAGUCUACCGUCGACCACUGUUGUCGCUUCUGCGACAGUGAGCGAACAGAAGCAGAAUUUCGCGACCAGCAGUUUGUUGGUGAAGUUCGCGACCGCGAUGGGGGGAAUGUUGAUUUUCAACUACACGAACGUCACCGUGCAGACGAAAUUGCUGCAGUCGCAAGAAAGUCAAACAACCGGCUACGGACCCGUGACGCCGGACACGCCGCUGGCACUGCACAGAUCAAUACAUCUGUGUCACGAUACAACGUCGAUUUGCGAAACCUUGCUUCCGGCCGGAGAGGUUCUACCAACAGGGCUUUUACCUGAUCCAAAAGCUACUCCGAAACCCGCGCCGGCAAACGCGACGUGUGCGAGCAGUGUUACGGGGAGUUGCAUGCGGACGGAUUAUUUGUUGACAAUCGCAGCGGAGGCGCUGGAUGACGCGAAGUUGGAGUACUCGCAUUUGAUGUACAAAUCGUUGCUAGACGUCUGCAACCCGGAGAAAAGAUACAGUUGCCACAAGGACCUGGUCGGGUCCUACCUCCUUGAGCAGCUCGGAAUCCCGGUUCUCUACGCCCCCGCGACGACGACGACCACACCGGCUGGCUUUGCCGGCUCCGUCCCGGCGGCAGAUCCAAACGCGGUAAUGCUGGACAUCACCAACGCAAACAGAUUGAAGGUGUUUUCUUGGUUCCACAGCCACGAUUGUGAUAAUAGUGAGUACCUAUCGACGUCUGAGCUGCAGACUUUUGGGAUCUGUUUUUCCACUGUGUUGGAAAGGUCGAAAAACGAAUCGCCGGUGAUUCAGAAGAUGCUUGCAACAGCGGGAGCUGCAGCGACGAGUGGCACUUCUUCUUCGGGCAGCGGCUCAUCAUCGUCCGGAUCGGGAACGACCUCCAACACAUUAGACCUUUUAAACAUCAAGGAGCUUUUGCACAGGACCAACUACCUCUACAAAACGCAGAUCCACAUCGACGUCAUGAUGAAAGUUUUGAAGGAAAAGACGAUGUUGAAAGAGACCGUGAUGAGCGAUUUGUACGGGGAGCGGAUGGUGAAGCGGAAGAUUUUGAAAUUGGUAGAUUUGGACCGGAAUGGCUACAUAUCAGAGCAGGAAUUCGUGAGGAUAUUUCAAAUGGAUACCGGGAUCAUACCAGUGGAAAUAGCAGCGCCUUCUGUAGCUGCGUCUGCCGGGGUAGCUGCUGACGGAGGUAUCUAUUCAGCAGGAGCCUCAGCCUCGUGUCCUUUCUUCACUUCCGCGUACAUCACAUCGCCGACCCAAAUCAGCAGUACCACCACGAGUUUGAGUUUCGAGUCUCAGAAGGCCGUCUUCGCCGCGAUGAACGUCAAUAACGACGAGAAAGUGACAGCCGCAGAGUGUCUGUCCUAUUCAACUUCCAGCUCGGCGGAUACAACUUCGAAUAGCAUGUACGAACAAUUUGAGUCUGCAUGCUCGAAGAGCAGCACCUGCGGGACGACUGGGUGUAUGAAAGAGUCGGAGUUUUGCGCACUGUACAUCAGCAGUGGCGGGUUUACGGUGGAGGGCGAGAGUUCAUCCGGGAAUGUCUGCGGAGUUUUGUACAACUUGAAGGACGUGAACAACGAUCAGUGCUUAGAGCAAUUGGAAUUUACAGCGCCCCUGGUAGAAGCGCUGCGGAACAGAAAUUUCGAGUCCGGCUGCAGUGCGAAUAGAAGGGAAAGGAGAAGAACAUCAGAGGCCGUUGUGGAGCAAAGUCGACAGCAUGAUGCGCCGGAGCAGGAGCAGGCUGCUGGUUUAUUAGCAUCUUCCUCGCCACGCCGAGCUGAUUUUCCAACAGAAGUUCCGGAAGCUACUGCUCAAGGACGAGCUAAUUCUGCACCGUCUUCAACACGAAACCUCCAAGCUAUGGUUCCCGCACCGGUGAUCCCGAUGUCGGUCCCCCAAGGAACCGAAAUGGUCACGAAAAUGAAGGCAGCGAGUAACAAUCCCUUCCCCCAUGCUUCCCAAGUCACGAAGCAAGACGACAGCCAGCUAAUGGCCCUAGCCCGCAAAGCGUUUUCCGACGGGACGGUGAGCAGAAUGGAGGACUUUUCCGCCUUUCUGCACGAGGCGAAGAAGGUUUUAACCAUCUUGAAUCUCGACUGCCCCACGAGCAGUGCGGCGGAUGAGAAGUUGCGACAAAACGACUUGCUUUUGGUGAAGAAGGUAUUCAGCUUGUCGCUAAGUAGUGUGGUCGAACUGACGCAAAUUUUACAGCCGUACGCGAUCGACACCGCUGCGGAAACCGCAUUAGAGAAAUACACUGCUGGGGAGUUUUUGACCGUGGCGUGGGCCUGCAACUUCGACGGCCGGACGAUGGGUUCGAUCCCGAGUCCUGUGAGGUACGCGACACACAGCCUGAGGAGGUUACUGAUGAGAAGGAAAGCGAGGAAGUUGAUUGGAAAGACGACCAGUGGCCGGAACGAUAAUGCCACCGCAGGACGAGGAGCUCGAGCUCUAGAAGCUCGUGGUCAACAUGAAGCUGCUGCUGAUAGUCUUCAUGUACCUUUCGUCAAGAAGCAGCGGAGGCAAAGAAUCAAGUCCGUAAUGCGGAUUCUGGCCGAGAGUAUGAACAACUAUGUUGAGCAGGACAACGGCAGUGGCAGUUUUGCCACUGGGGCGACCUCCAGCACCGCGGAGCGUUUCUUGGAUUCGAGAGAAAAUGUAGAAGCGGAAAUGUUGUUACUCGAAACUGCUGCGCAGGGACAGGUGGACUCGUCCUUGUCACAUAUAGACUCUUUCUCUUCAUCAAGUUCAAAUGGAAAUGUCGGAGCAGUACCGCAUGACAGAGCCGAGGACCAAGCUUCUCUUCGCUUCCUCUCCGACCACGUGGACGACCAGGUUUUGAUGGAACCGGAAGUGAGGUAUUGUCUCAAAACGUACUUCGGCAAGUCGGAUUUCGAGGUAGACACUAUCCUCGACGACGCUAUGCUGCAGCUGCACGAACAAGCAGCGCAGCUGACGCACCGCGUCCGAAGAUUAGAGGAACGAGAGGAGGACGCAGCUGUAAUUGAACGGACAAAAACUACGCUAGAGGAGGAGCAAAUGGCUCCUGCAGGAGGGGCAGAAGCGCCGGAAUCUUCUCAGUCACUGCUGCAUAAUUCGCAGCAGGUCUUCACAGCUAGUACCUCCUCCGACAGUACUAGAAAUCUGCAGAGCGUGACGGAACCGAAAAAGCACCUCGACGUUUCGGUUCUCAGCCCGGCCUCUAACGUCGCCAUGACCUCCACCGGGCCGCACUUGAAGCAUAUAUGCAUUGCAAAAGUAUCGUACUAGUAGAAAUCGCAUGACAAAUUUAAUCAGCAUGAGAAAUGGAGUUUGUCAUGCUGUUUUGCCUUGGGAUCGAGAUUUGUAAUGCAUGACUGCGAUUACUACGAGUGCGAUACUUUUGCACAGGAUAGCAUACCAGUGUCCGCAACUACGAGCGCUUUCUCACCGGCUGCCAGUUCUACGAAGUCACGAGUCCGAUCGAGGCGGAGCAACUGUUGCAGUUCGACCCGCAGGCGAGGAUCAAAAAAGUGCACGGGGAUCUCGACUGGUGCGUGACCCCAACACCAACAACCACCACAACGCCGCCCUCUUUGUCCGCGCAGUUAGCCGCACAGGCGGCGGGGGUGACGUUGACAAUCGACACCGGACCGAGCUUGAACAUCGCUUUGCUCGAUCACCCGUUUUCGCGGCAGACGCAGGGCGUGGUGAAGAACGCUGACGGAAGAUUUGUCGUGAAGCACCAAUCCGGGGGUUUCGGGGCGUUGAACCAGUUGUCUGUACUGCAGUUCUUCAACAAGGUGAUACUAUCCACAACAAAAGCACCCCUCAGCUGCAAGCAACUACCAUUGCAAGAGAAGCUGUUACCUCUUUCCACUUCGCUCGAGAACGACAGUGCGAACUACUUGAAAGCGGGGUACAAACAGAAUUCGGUACUGUUUUUGAAUUUGAUCGCGAACCAGCCUGGACCGGGGUGCAUUGAGGAGUGUGGGUGCUUGAAAUCGCACUCAACGAAUGUUGCUUCGUACGAAAAUGUGUGUCUUGGGGACGCCGGGGCGGAGAUUCUGAAACACUGCCCCUGUUUGAAGCGAAAGGCAGAGUGUCACGAAGAAGUGAUCAAAAUGUACGAAUCAGUGAAGGAAGCAAAGCAGUCGAUGGAGGAAAGUUCUCUGGCAAAAGACGAAAGUCAAACAGUGAGUCGACAGUUGUUGGAGUUGCGGAAGGAUAUUAACCGAAACACAAGGAAACUACUCACCGACCAGGACAAGAAAGAAGUCCUGCACAGAAUCAUCGGGCAAGAAAAGCACCGGAAGAGAACCUUGCGGAGAGUGUUUAAGGAGAAUUUGAGCAGGAUUUUGAUGACCAACACUGCAGGCGCGCCUGGUGGCGUGGCGGAGGCAGCACUUAGUUCAUCAUCAUCUUUGGGGAGGAACGUGGACCACGAAAACAACAGCAGAGUAAUAACGACAUCAAAAGCUGCUUCUCCACCUGCUGCUGUCAACACCAAUUACGCAGCAGGAGCCGCCGCCGCAGCUGCAGCCCAGCGGGAACUCCAAGCGAUCCACUACGUGAACACCACUGGCUCAGCCUAUCUCGAGCAGACCCCCUCGCCAGGGUUCAACGUGACAGCGCUACUCGAGACGAAAUGCGGCGACCAUUUGGCGGAUGUCUGCGACUGCCAAGCUUCCGACGGGAGCAACUGUGUCGGGGGGCUAGCGUUGACGGAAAUCUCGGGUCUACGAUCAAGUAAGGUUGAAAAUCAGAAGUUCGAGGAGGUUUGCCCGAGCUGCUUCGAUUUUGGAAACUUGCAAAACGAAUUGUAUCGGAUAAAUUCAGGCAGGAUGCUGUGGAAGGGGAGCACGGGACCGGGACGAGAAUUGAUUGGAAGGAACGAAGAUGAUCGCGUUCUUGUUGAAGAACAUCAAGCACAGCCAUCUUCUAAGUCCACCUCCCGGUCAUUGUCAAUCCAAAUGGGAAUCCCACUGCUCGAUUUUUCCUGCGAGGUCUCCCGGUCUACCUCCCUGCCGAGCUGUACCGCGCAACAACAGAUCAUUUCGGAUUCCAUCACCGCUGCCUUCAAGGAUAUGAAGAACAAGCAGAUGCCAGAGACGCAAUUGCCCGACUUGGACUUGUUGCACGUGGAUAUCAGGCUCGCUUACGAGGAAUUGCUCAUGAAAAACAUGUUCUGCGUUCCGGAUCUGUUGCAAAUGAAGGCCGAUUUAACGAAGGAGAUCAUCCCCAUGGACUUCCACGAGAAAUUAGUUUUGGAAGCAAGUAACUCGAACUCGCAUCUCACCGGUUCGGAAACAACAGGGAAGUCGAGUAGCGAAAUGCUGGAGGAAAGAGCAAAACUCAUCGACUUCGAGACGAAAAACAACGUGAUUGAUACGGUUUUGAACUCGAAAUUGCUGCAGCCCAGCACGAGUGGUAUUGGGAACCAGGUUUUGACGGGGCCAAUGCUGAAAGACUACCAAUCCGCCUGCCUUGAUUCCACCGCGAUGACCGACGUGAAGACGUGUGGUCUCGUGGAGGCAGUGCUCGGAGAGGAAGAGGAGCAGAAUCCUGGUGCAUCAACUCCAAUUUCCUCUUCUCUUCUCCUCGCCUCUGACGAUCUAGAAAGGCUCGGCGCGAAGAAAUUUUACCAUUUGAUGCAGCCAGACAGUUCCACCGGUUUGAUUCAGCCUGGGCCAUUCUGCUGCGUGAUGGGAAUGCUGAAGAAUUUGGGGAAGAAAGACUGCAUGAAGCUGUUCGAAGAGAAGUUUCAAACGAGUACUCUCGGCGGGACAAGUAGGGAACUGUAUGGUGCUCGUGCAGAUGAAUUAUCACCAGUUCUUGCGAGUAACGCAGCCACAUCUGGAGAUGAAAAUCCCCCACGACCAGAUGAACCGCUGACCGGCAGCAACGCGGCACUGCAGCAAGACAGACUCGCCAUGCUUACCGACCAGCAGUACGAGGAAUCUCUCGACAAGGCGAGGAAUCUCCAAGCGCUGACGGAGUUGUAUGGCGCUCUCAACUGUUACAUUCUCAACUGUUACAUGAAUUUGUCAUGCAAAAACAGCAAUACGGAAAGGGGCAAGCUUGCAAGUCUUGCAUCACAAAUUUUGGCAUGGAUUUAGAUGCUAUUUAGCCCUUCGACAAUUUGUCAUGCGAAGCAGCUUGAUUGUCUUGCGGCUCAUGGUCAUUUUGCAUGACAAAUCAUGUAACAGUUGAGAAUGUAACGUUUGAGAACGCCAUAAGUUGAUCCUCACGACCUACCGGGGAAACUUCAUGACGAACUCCGCCUCCACGGGCGCCGCGGGCGGGCACACCGCCGUCCCAACGACGCAGUCCAGCAACGCAGAAUUCCGAAUUAGUGACGACGCGGUGAUCCACGCGACCACGCACGUGCGGAGCACGAGCUUCGACGGAAGCGGCUCGAGUGCUGUAUGAAAGCCUCAGAAUGGAAAUCCUCAGAGUCGAAAUGAUUUGUAAUGCAAAAAAACGAUGCCAGUUGAAGCGCCAUUUGUGGUCAGCGCACGACAAAUUUCCCGGACACUUAAAGCAUGUUUGUCAUGCAGAUUAAGGCAAAGGGGUUCCCUUCUGUCGUGCUAAGCAGCGCCUCAAUUCUUCGCCCCUAGCAGGACAAUAGUCGGCCUCCAUUGCGUCCUCUGCAAUACAGUUUUUUUUGCGUCGCAUUUCAUGCAUCACAAAUCAUUUCGGCUUUGAGGAUUUCAAUUCUGAGGUUUCAUAUGCUGUAAUCACCGCGGACAUGCUGUACCAGAUGUUUAACGCCACUGUCACGGCACAAACUUCCGCCACCUCUGUAAACCUCAUCCAGCUCGACUUCAUUCGGGAGCUCAAGGAGUUGAUGGAAAAAUUGAAACAAAAUGCGGUGAAGGACCACGGAAAAUACACGGAAACCGUCGAAGCAUAUGGAGUAAUGAACUACACGGCACAUCAGCAGGCGCAAAUAUCCACAUGAAAUUUCCCGUACACGUACAAGUGCGGUCUCUGCAUGGCAAAAGUUGGCUCCGAUUUCCUAGUUUAGCAUGACAAGUUUUAAACUUCAAAUUGGUGAAAUUUGAUGUGAUGCAUCUUGUACGUCGUGUACGGGAAAUUUGUAUUGCAUAGCAAACAUUGAACCCACAUUACAACCAGGACGAGAAAAGCUUUUUGGAAAAUUUGAUCAAGGACACGACAACCGUUUUAGCCGCAAGCGGGCCUCUCUCCGCCGCGGAAACGGCGCUGGAAAACGACGACGCUGCUGCGAAACUGACGAAACUUUACUACAACGAGUCGUACAAGCCGUACGGGUACAGCUUCGACGCCAGUGUGUCGGAGGAACACAAGGCUCUGGUCGUGAAAACGAUCCUCGGGUUGCUGAUGCUAGCCAAGGAUCCACUGCAUGCCGCCCACAGGAGGUGCGGGAGUGGUGGAAGCGACAGCACUUCUUUGUCCAUUUCCUCCCCGGUCGCCUACAAAAUCGACGGUGCGGGGUGUGUGCCGAAGAACAGCGAGAGUGAGUCGGUUUUUUCGCCCGGAAUAUUAGCGGAGGCGGGCGGUUCGUCUCCCGCCUACAACCCAUUCCUGUCCGCGGAUGACAUCGGAUUGGAGCAAACGGCAGAAGGCGAGGUGGUAGGCGGAUCGAGUGUGGAUCUGAUUCCGAACUUCCACCGCGUCAGGCACUUGUUGCAAGCGCAAAGAUCCAGGUGGAACAGUUUUGGUGCCGCGGGGGGUGAAACAGAGAAGAGGUCAAUUUCGCAGGUCGUGGCCUCCAUGAAAAGCAGUGGAAGUAGUCAGACAAGUCGCGCCGGCGCGUCAGCAAAGCCGUUCCCCGGUGUGAAUUGGCGAACAAGCAUGAGCGGGCUCGCCACACAUACACAAGCUGCGGUCGAGACUACACUUUCAUCCCCACCAAUAAGUGCACCAGCAAAGCCAAAGGAUGUAGUCGACGCUGCUGCCCGGAAUAGCGAGGACAGGAUCAGCAGCUCCAGCAUUCAGCCAUACAACCCGGACAGCAGGAGCUCCUUGCGCUCGCUCCAGGGCAGCAACGGUUUACUCUCCGCGAAGGCGGCGGACUCUCUGUCCAAAGUCUCCCUCGUCCAGUCCAUCACUGGUGGUACCUCCGGGCUGCACGAAGCGACCAACGUCGAGCUGUUACCCGUCGGGUUUGAGCUAAGCAAUAAAAACGAUGUGAAGCUGCUCCGCACCGGCUGCUUACCCUGGCAAUUGUCGAAGGAUGAGUUUGUGGAUAAUUUUCAAACCCUCGUGGUCCCAAAGGCAGUUGAGACGGUCGAGAAGGGGAUCAGCUCGCUGAAGUACCAAAUUGUGAACAAGCAAGCAGGAGAUCUGAAGAAGCAACUCCGGGCGUACAAUAGGAACGCGGGGUUAAUUUCGACGAAUUUAGGCAGCGGGAUCAUGUCGGUCACGGAGGGGAAGCAGUUUUUUGAGGCGGUGGUGGAACCUUUGAAGGAGUUGGUCGGCGGAGGAAGUUCAGAGUCUUCCUCCCUUCCUGCGAGUAGUUCCCAGUACUCAAACCCUUUUAAGCAACUUCCUCUAAUGCAGGAACUAUUGAACACGGAGAGCCUAGCGAAAUUGUUUCAAACGCUGGAUCGGAACAACGAUCAAUGUCUCGACGUACCGGUGAAGGACAUGCUCGAAGUUGGCCUCGGGUACGCGAAUUGCGACCAGUACAGCGCAGAAACCGAGCACCCGUCGGAUUUGACGCUGAUGCAGGACGUGGACAACGAUUUGAUGCCGGACAGCAAUUUGCUGCAGCAGCUGUCGUACAGCGACUUCUGCCUCCGCGCGAAACUGGUCGCCAAGAUGAAACAAAGGGUGGAACAAGUGGUGCUGAAAGCGGCGCAGAAAUGCGCGAUGGACCAGGUGCAAGCUGCGUUUUCCUUUACCAGGAUCCGGGAGUUGCUGGAGCGGGGUGUUGCAUCAAGCGAAGGUCGUGAAGGAGAAGAAGUUGUGGAUUUUUGGGGGAGGAAGCUGCAGGUACAACACGUCUGUAUUACUUUACCUUCCUGCAGAUACUCCAACUAUCAGACAGAGCAGGUAUCUCUAACUUCUGAAGAACAGGGUUCGCGCCUGAGACGUAAGAUUGAUAUCGAGGUGGCGUACUUACGCAUAUCGACCUGUUCGUGUUCGCUUGUUCGUGAUUGCAAAUUUGUCCAGAAUUGAAUCGUUUCAUCACCAGGUCUCCGCCCACUCUUUACCCGAUGCCACGAUCAGUACGAAGGUGGAAAACUUUGUGAAAACCGACGCAGCUGUGACGGAAGCGGACUUGGUAAAGUUGUCCAACAUGGAUUUGCCGGCAAAGACAAAACUUGCAGUCUACGAUUUCUUACAGCUCUACCGCCAGACGUACGACGAGUACACAAAUUUGUUUUUUGGACGAGGCGGGAAUCAGUUCGCGAACAGCGCUGCCGACGCGGAAAGACUGGUCACGGCGGGAAAAUUAGCCACCUGCAUGCGGCAUACGGUAUAAUUUUUUUAUGGUUUUUUCUGCUUUAUUACUUCAUGAUCCUCAUCUCGUACACUUACCCCCCCACGACCCGCGUGAUUUCGAUCUGUUUUUAUUUCUCUACGUGCGGUAUAUGACUUUGACAACUUGUGAUGUGUGAUUUUUACGUCGUCGGCCUUGAUGGUGAUUGUAUCCCUGAUACCGAGCAGGUUAGUGCACGCAUUUGUUGCAAAGCAAGAUAUCAAGCGCUACUUUCUGGAGCAACAAGAAAGAGAAACUCGACCUUGUUUGUUCUCACCGCACACAGAGCGUCCUUCCUACUCCCUCCGCCACCGACCCAACGCUGUACACGCAGAAAAGAUUAAUCUCGGACGUGCAGAGACUCGCGAAGCUGACCCUCCCCGCGAACGAGCCGGAUUUCACGAAAUGCCAGGCGAUCGCGACGGACCCGGCGGUCACGACGAUAAAUAACAACGCAGUGGACUAUGAUACGGAUUUCCUUCCAGACGACCGCGAGUUGUUUUACUGCAUUCUCUCCCCCACCAGUUUCGCCGUGCCGGAACUGAAUUCGAAACUUGUAGACGAGUACGAGAAAGCGGCCUUCACCGGGGAAUACCAUUUACAGAGACUGUUCGAGCUCGACGCCGGCAUGUCGAUCCCGCAAAAGACGACCAUGGCCGCCACAGUCGCCAUAUGUAUUGCAAAAGUAACGUACUAGUAUAAAUUGCAUUACAAGUUUUGGCAAGAAGAAAAGUGAAAUUUGUAAUGCUGUUUUACCUUGGGAGGGAGAUUUGUCAUGCAUAUUUGCAAUUAGUACGAGUGCGAUACUUUUGCACAGCAUACUCCACGUCCCCAACAAGUUACCACGACUACGACACGAACUACGUCACCAAUGCGACCUAUGGGUGUGUCAGGUUUGAAAUCGUCAAAGGUGAAAUAAUUUGCCAUGCGCAAAAUGGAUGCCAGUUGAGCCCCAGUUUCCAAGUGGCGCAAGACAAAUUUUGGUUGUGCCUAAAUCCAGUUUGUAAUGCUGCUGAGGUACAAAAGAUUGACUCUCUCAUGCUACUUCUGCAGCUCGAGCCCUAACCCUAAACAGGCUUCAAUCGGCCUCACUUGCCUGCUCUGCAACACACGUACUUCGCGCCAUGCAUUUUAUGCAUGACAAAUCAUUUCAACUUUGACGAUUUCAAUCCUGACACUCCCAUACGACCCUGUCCGCGGACGUGAUCCGGGAGAAGAUGCUGUCGGAGAUUGACGACAGUUGCUACGAAGAGUGUGUCCGGGUGAAAAAGGAGGAGUUUUCGAGGCAUUUAUGCAUUGCAAAAGCAUCGUACUGGUAUGGGUAUACGUACAGAUCGCAUGACAAAUGUUCUCAAGAAGAAGACUGCAAUUUGUCAUGUAGAUUCGGGUAGCAAACCAGAUUUGUUAUGCAUUGCUGCAAUUCAUACGACUACGAUACUUUUGCAGUGCAUAGCAUUUCACUUUCUACAACCUAAACUCCAUGUCCCGAGUCACCGAAGGAUCUAUCCCUUGCAAAGGUGAUGUCGUGCUUGUAGGAAUUCUAAUUGCGAUCAUGCGCAAAAAGUAGCGCUUUUGCUUUUCUACAAGAUCCAGCUCGAACAUGACAAUUUGUUCAACGUGAAAUAAAAAAAAAAUUGUCAUUUUUGCAAUUUCCACGAAUGCGAAGUACUUUUGCAUUGCAUAGGAGCUUUCACAGAGCAGAACUACAACUUUCGGGGGCCUGAUCGCGCGACGGUCGCGACGCUGCUAGAUGGGGCGUGUUACGUCUACAUUCCGGAGGACUGCGAGCCGAAAUUGGGAGCCGCGCAGUUCUAUGCAUUGCAGAAGUCCUCUCCUCGUCCUAGUACCAAUGCUUUGAGAGAAAAAGUGCAUCAAUAUGUAGUGCUAAUUUUGCAUUAGGAUUAGGCCAAAGAUCUGUAAUCAAACUUCUACCCCUACGAUGGCGAUCAUGCUUUUGCAAUCCAUAACUUCGCCGGAUCGGCGACGGAUCCGUCCAUCUACUUUCAAGCGGGGAAGUACAAUUUGGAGCAGCGGUCGAACCCGUUUGGCACCACCAGCCCCUGGACCAUAUGCAUUGCAAAAGCAUCGUACUAGUAUAAAUCGCGUGACAAAUUAGCCCAGCAUGACAAACGGAAUUUGUCAUGCUGAUUUGUCUUGGAAACGAGAUUUGUAAAUGCAUGACUGCGAUUAGUACGAGUGCGAUACUUUUGCACUGGAUAGACCAGCAUUAGUAACCAGUGGUGCGGUAACGCGUACAAUAUGCAAUAUAAAUUUCCCGUACAUGUACAAGAUGCAUCACAAAUUUCGCCAAUUUGAAGUGUAACAGUUGUCAUGCUAAACUAGUGCUGAAGCCAAGUUUUGUCAUGCAGAGACCGCAUGUCUUUGUACGUGUGCGAGAAAUUCCCUGUGGAUAUGCAAAACGCAGUACGCCACAGAGUUGCUGGCCCGGAAGAACACGCUGCUAAUAUGCAUUGCAAAAGUAUCGUACUAGCAUGAAUCGCAUCACAAAUUUUCUCAAGAACAAAAAAGCAAUUUGUCAUGCUAGUUCAGGUAGAAAUAUUGGAUUUGUCAUGCAUGACUGCAUUACUACGACUACGACACUUUUGCACAGAAUAGCUAACGAUGUGCUACAACUCAACGGACAUGAGCUACAUCGAGACUAUAUGAGAGUGCACAACUCCCCUUCCCCCUCAUUUGUGUUGCAUGAAGAGCAACACAAGCGCUGGCAAAGAUGCAGCUCUUGCAUGACAAAUUCCUAGAAGAGUGCAGUGUUGUUUUGGAUUCCGGAGUCUGUCAUGCAAACAGUGCUACAAGACAAAGGGUGGACUUGCAAUUUUGCAUGACAAAUGAGGAGGAGGGGGAGUUGUGCACUCUCAUAGACUACCUUGGGGAAGCAGAAGGCCAAACAGCUCGAAUUCUACGACGACGUCGGGUUUUCCGGGCCCUUGAGCACCUUGUGCAGCGGGAAUGUCGUCCUGGACACGAUGUUCGGCGGGACAACGGGCGGGGAGGAGAAGUGCGCGCUCUUGGAAAAGUACGGGAAUGUGGAGCGGCUGGAAGAUGCCUACCGGGGCGUGGAGAGACGGUUGGUAGAAAGCGGAAACAUCGCAUCUACAUCAACUUCACCUACAUUCAACAGACACCACGCGAGAGCCGUAGCGAAUGCAAAAGGUGGUCAUGAUAGUGGUCAACUGCGUCAUCUCCAAAGGCGAAACCAGCGUGGUCGAAAUGCAGGAACUGCGAGGCGUGUGACAAGAAGAACUAGAAGCUCUUCAAGUAGUGCAGCUAACAACAUCGCAGGUGGAGCACCACAGCGAAAGACGUGGCGGGAAGGAGGGACAAGGGGCAGAAAUCCACAGAGAUGGUCGCGUGAGAAAAAUUUCGCGUUUGACGACUCUCCGCGGCCGCCACGUUGAAGGCCGAUGUCUAUGUAUGUCUUAUGUUGCCGUGGUUUUAGUUUUUGUUCAAAAGAUUUAGUACACGUAGUAGUGAACCGCGGCACCAAAGACAACGAGCGCGAGUACCAGCCGCAUUUUUUUUUUCUUUUCGACGAUUUACAACUUCCGUUAGUGAGUACUUCUGGCACAGCACACUGUCCACACUGGUGCGUGUUUGUCCAUUUUGACUUUGACGAUCUUUGUUGAAAAGUAUCUAUUACUAUCUGAAAGAGCAAGCGCUAUGAUCUAAAUGUAGACGAGCAGGAGCAGCUACGACAGUUGAUAUGAUUAUCACUUUGUAAAUUAGGUUUGUCACCACGAGCACCGAAAGUUAGCCUGCCUUGAAUUGCAUAGAACCAGCAAAGCCUGUACAGUAAAACGGAUAAGAAAUAGCUCUUGAGUUCUUCCUGUGAAAACUUCGCUCGUCGGUCAAGCUUCAACAGAAGCAAAGAUGUUUGACCUGCUAUGCAUACCGAUGACUUUUUCGUCGAAUGGGGACAAUAAGCUCACAUCUCACUUCAGCAACAGACUGAUAGUGAUAGCGUUAGUGCAAAGCCACAGAUGAUGAAAGAAUAGCUCUUUUCUUUUUCAGUACUUCGUUUAUUUCAGUUUUCUUUUCCCUUGAUUUUUCGAGAAGGCAACCAGGAAAAAACCCUGGCAGUGAGCAUCGAACCGACGUGCAGCCAGGGGUAACAGUCAUCUGCAGGUGUUGG
Molecule: messenger RNA, 13619 nt
Organism: Amoebophrya sp. A120
Lineage: Eukaryota; Dinophyceae; Syndiniales; Amoebophryaceae
Source: the annotation of a GenBank genome assembly